This is a messenger RNA of Syngnathus typhle (broad-nosed pipefish), 1473 nucleotides long. RefSeq lists its product as uncharacterized. Lineage: Eukaryota; Metazoa; Chordata; Actinopteri; Syngnathiformes; Syngnathidae. The record is from RefSeq and is a predicted model, not a curated record. Bases 204 to 1280 code for a protein of 358 amino acids. The transcript has 3 exons.
GAUCGGGAAAAAAGCUGGGAGACCUGUCAGAUGACUGGUGCAGCGAAAUUGACACUGGUGCAUCCUUUGUUCCUGUGUCACGAAGCGAUAUAUGGUGGUGGUGCGGCGAUAGUACUAUUUUUGAUCGUCUGCUAAGAAAUCGAACGGGUAAUUGUGCUUUAGUCACCCUAAUUUUGCCCACCUCCAUAUAUCCUGUGACUACCAUGAAUCUUGUGGAUAGGGCACAAAGUGUGUUGCCGGUGGGAUGGGUUAAAGUCGGUAGAACCAAAAGAUCUUUAAAUUGGAAAGGCGACAGUGAUCCGACUUACAUAGAUGCAAUUGGAGUGCCCAGAGGGGUUCCUAGUGAAUACAAAUUAGUAGACCAAAUUGCGGCAGGAUGGGAGUCCUCCAUUUGCUGGUGGUGUACGGUGAACAAGAACGUAGACAGAAUAAAUUACAUCCACUACAAUGUGCAAAAAUUGGGCAAUUGGACACAAGCAGGGCUUGAGGCAGUGCAUGAACAGCUAGCCACGACCUCCCUAACGGCAUUCCAGAACCGUAUUGCUCUUGAUAUGUUGUUGUCUGAGAAAGGAGGGGUCUGCGCAAUGUUCGGAGAACAAUGCUACACCUUCAUCCCCAACAACACCGCCCCUGAUGGGAGCCUGACGAGGGCAAUUGCAGGCCUGCAAUCCCUCAAUGCGAGGAUGAAAGAGCACUCUGGUGUGGACACAUCAGUGUGGGACAAAUGGAUGGAUGUUUUUGGGAAGUAUAAAGCCCUUGUGUCCUCCAUUUUGAUAUCAGUUGCAGUAUUUGCUGCUAUACUCACCUUGUGUGGAUGUUGUUGUGUUCCUUGCCUGCGUGCUCUGUUUAACCGUCUCAUCACUACAGCAAUAUCGCCCAUGGAGGACAAGAUGGCUCGGAUGUACCUAAUGUCUGAGCGACAAGAUGAUGACGAUGAUGAUGAUGUCGGCGGAGAGGCACAGGGGCAGCUCGUGUCAAGGGGGAGUGGCCUUCAGCGGGCAAGUGCUGUUCUGAGCGUCAAACGAUCGAAUAUUCACCAGAAGAAUGGAAGGCACGGCCGGGCGAGCAGGGUUGGCCGCCAGCCUGGCCCGGAUGCCCCCGCGCUUGACCCUCUUCAGCCUCCUCGCACUCCGCUUUCGACGCUAAAGGACACGGCAUCCAGGUUUGGAGAUUGCUGCCGGGAACGAGGCUGCCAACCAUCUAAGAACAGACUCUGCAUUCCUGGGGUCACAGAUCGGCCAAGGCCAUGCGGCCUCGCACCACACAACAUUAUUAGCUAGCUGAAACAGCGUUGCUACAGUCACACUCUCCCCUCCCUUUAGUGUAGCAACGCCUCUUGUAACCAGGGCAACCCAAAGUAAAAAGAGGAGAUAGCGGUGGGGGAAGUCCAGAAUUGGUGGAGGACUGUGAACUGGGCCUUCUACCUAAUUCUCCUCGCGAGCAAAAGAAUACUGGUUGUCUUCUCCUCUUAGU